Pocillopora meandrina is the source of this 322-nucleotide messenger RNA. Lineage: Eukaryota; Metazoa; Cnidaria; Anthozoa; Scleractinia; Pocilloporidae. The record is from the annotation of a GenBank genome assembly.
CCAAAUAAUAACAGUCAAGUCAUUAGUGACCCAUCACACAUACCAAGCAUUCUUUAUGAACAUUUCGCAAGUGUGAGCACCAAACUAGCAAGUAAACUACCCACGAAAAGUAAUCAUAUGGAUUAUCUCAAUUAUUAAAAUCACCUGAUUCUUUCCUUUUUUUAACCGGCCCAUUGCCCCAGAUGACGUCCUGAGGCAAUGGGACGUUUUAUUACUACCAAACAACAAAUCAUAUGGUUUGUACUCUUUUCCUGCCCAAUGUCCUAAAUGCUCAUGGGACAUUUUAUCUCCUGUCCAGUCGAAAAUUUUUGAAACUUCUAUU